Messenger RNA from Vitis riparia (riverbank grape), 3465 nucleotides. RefSeq names its product coatomer subunit beta-1. The record is from RefSeq and is a predicted model, not a curated record. Gene Ontology annotation, molecular function: structural molecule activity. The transcript has 6 exons. Lineage: Eukaryota; Viridiplantae; Streptophyta; Magnoliopsida; Vitales; Vitaceae. The coding region runs from base 214 to 3060 and encodes 948 amino acids. Gene Ontology annotation, biological process: endoplasmic reticulum to Golgi vesicle-mediated transport; intracellular protein transport; intra-Golgi vesicle-mediated transport. Gene Ontology annotation, cellular component: COPI vesicle coat; cytoplasm.
CUCAAACCAUUUUCAACAUAUUUUCGUGGUCUCUCCCCGAACGGAGCCCCAAGUCUCAACCCGAGAUCUGAGAGCAGUUCCUCGCUCUCUUUUCCUCCGUUUUCCCCCAACAAACGGCAUUUUUCCCUUGCGUUUCCUUGUAAUCUCUGUUUGGAGGACUCAGAAUCUGUUUUUCUCUAGAAUUCUGGUUCCGAUCUGAAAAACAAACAAAAAAUGGAGAAAUCUUGUAGUCUGCUCAUCUACUUUGACAAAGGGACCCCUGCUAUUGCAAAUGAGAUAAAGGAAGCGCUUGAAGGCAAUGAUGAUUAUGCAAAGAUUGAAGCCAUGAAAAAGGCAAUCAUGCUUUUGUUGAAUGGUGAAACCUUACCUCAGCUUUUCAUCACUAUAGUUCGAUAUGUAUUGCCAUCUGAAGAUCACACAGUCCAGAAACUGUUACUUCUUUAUUUGGAGAUUAUUGAGAAAACUGAUGCAAAAGGUAAGGUUAUGCCCGAAAUGAUUUUGAUUUGCCAGAAUCUGAGGAAUAAUCUUCAGCACCCCAACGAGUACAUCCGUGGUGUAACAUUAAGGUUUCUUUGCCGAUUGAAUGAGGCUGAGAUAAUUGAGCCUUUGAUCCCUUCUGUUUUGCAAAAUUUGGAGCAUCGACAUCCAUUUAUUAGGAGAAAUGCAAUUCUUGCUGUAAUGUCAAUUUAUAAGCUUCCACAAGGUGAGCAGCUUUUGGUUGAUGCACCUGAAAUGAUUGAAAAGGUUCUUUCUACGGAGCAGGAUCCAUCAGCAAAAAGGAACGCAUUUCUUAUGCUUUUCACUUGUGCCCAGGAUCGUGCUAUUAAUUAUUUACUAACCCAUGUUGAUAGGGUUCCAGAAUGGGGAGAAUUGCUUCAGAUGGUUGUGUUGGAAUUGAUCCGAAAAGUCUGCAGAACCAACCGGGGAGAGAAGGGAAAGUACAUAAAGAUCAUUAUAUCUUUAUUGAAUGCCCCUUCAACAGCUGUUAUUUAUGAAUGUGCUGGAACUCUUGUUUCUUUGUCCUCUGCUCCUACGGCAAUUAGAGCUGCAGCCAACACCUAUUGUCAGCUUCUUCUCUCUCAGAGUGAUAACAAUGUGAAACUUAUUGUACUUGAUCGCCUUAAUGAACUCAAGUCUUCUCAUAGAGAAAUUAUGGUUGACAUGAUAAUGGAUGUGCUCAGGGCACUUUCAAGUCCAAACCUUGACAUUAGAAGGAAGACACUUGAUAUUGUGCUUGAGUUGAUAACUCCACGGAACAUCAAUGAGGUUGUUCUUACCUUAAAGAAGGAAGUUGUGAAGACUCAGAGUGGAGAGCUUGAGAAGAAUGGGGAGUAUCGGCAAAUGCUCAUCCAAGCAAUUCAUUCUUGUGCAAUUAAGUUUCCUGAAGUGGCAAGCACAGUGGUUCAUCUGUUGAUGGAUUUCUUGGGAGACAGCAAUGUGGCUUCAGCUAUCGAUGUGGUUGUUUUUGUGCGAGAGAUAAUUGAGACCAACCCAAAACUUAGGGUCUCAAUAAUAACUAGGCUGUUGGACACUUUCUACCAGAUCCGAGCUGCACGUGUUUGCUCAUGUGCUCUUUGGAUCAUUGGAGAGUAUUGUCUCUCACUCUCUGAGGUUGAGAAUGGUAUUACAACCAUUAAACAGUGUCUUGGGGACUUACCUUUCUUCUCUGUCUCUGAAGAAGGGGAAGCUUCUGAUUCUUCAAAGAAGGUUCAGCAAGUGAAUGCCACUACUGUUUCUUCCAGAAGACCGGCUGUCCUUGCUGAUGGGACUUAUGCCACCCAGAGUGCCGCCUCUGAAACUGCUUUCUCACCUCCUACCGUUGUUCAAGGAUCCUUGUCUUCUGGGAAUUUGAGAUCCCUUCUUCUCACUGGUGACUUUUUUCUGGGGGCAGUUGUGGCCUGCACACUGACAAAGCUUGUUCUGCGAUUGGAAGAGGUUCAGCCAUCAAAAGCUGAAGUUAACAAAGUAUCUAGCCAAGCAUUAUUGAUCAUGGUCUCAAUGCUGCAAUUAGGGCAAUCUUCAGUUCUUCCUCACCCAAUUGAUAAUGAUUCUUAUGAUAGGAUUGUUCUCUGUAUAAGAUUGCUUUGCAAUACUGGUGAUGAUAUCAGGAAGAUAUGGCUGCAGUCUUGCCGCCAGAGUUAUGUUAAAAUGCUGGCAGACAAACAGUUAAGGGAAACAGAGGAGAUAAAAGCAAAGGCUCUGAUCUCUUAUGCCCAGCCAGAUGACCUCAUUGACUUUUACCAUUUAAAGAGCAGGAAGGGCAUGAGUCAGCUGGAGUUGGAGGAUGAAGUCCAAGAUGAUUUAAAACGUGCAACUGGAGAGUUCAUCAAGGAUGGGGAUGAUGCAAAUAAGCUAAACCGCAUUCUUCAACUCACUGGAUUUAGUGACCCUGUAUAUGCAGAAGCAUAUGUGACAGUUCAUCAUUAUGAUAUUGUCCUUGAUGUUACUGUUAUCAAUCGAACAAAGGAGACCCUCCAGAAUCUGUGCUUGGAAUUGGCCACUAUGGGUGAUCUUAAACUUGUUGAUCGUCCGCAAAACUAUACUCUAGCUCCUGAAUCAAGCAAGCAAAUAAAGGCCAAUAUUAAGGUGUCUUCAACUGAAACUGGUGUCAUAUUUGGGAACAUUGUUUAUGAGACUUCAAACGUGCAUGAGCGAAUGGUUGUUGUCCUCAAUGACAUUCACAUUGACAUCAUGGACUACAUAUCUCCUGCUGUUUGUACUGAUGUGGCCUUCAGAACUAUGUGGGCAGAGUUUGAAUGGGAAAACAAGGUUGCUGUCAACACAGUAAUACAGAAUGAGAAGGAAUUUCUUGAGCACAUUAUCAAAUCAACCAACAUGAAGUGCCUCACUGCCUCGUCAGCACUGGAUGGUGAUUGUGGAUUCUUGGCUGCUAACCUCUAUGCAAAGAGCGUGUUUGGGGAGGAUGCCUUGGUAAACAUAAGCAUUGAGAAACAGGCAGAUGGGAAACUGAGUGGGUACAUCAGGAUAAGGAGCAAGACCCAGGGGAUUGCUCUCAGUCUUGGGGACAAGAUCACUCUCAAGCAGAAGGGAGGCAGUUGAUGCGGUCCAGAAUAUUAUUAAUGUUCUCCAAUCAAACAGGUGCUUGCCUCCCAAUUCUGAGGAUUGGAUCUGGCAUUUUUUGUUGUUCCCUUUUGGGUCGGUACGGAAAUAGUUGUAAUCGGGAAGCAAGAUUAUUUCAUUUUGGAGCUACAAAUCUAAUGCGGAAGAAAAGGUUGCUGAACAAUAAGGGCUUUCUCUCAUCAUGUCAUGCCUUGUUGAAACAUAGUUUUUCUCUGAUUCUUUUACAACUUUUGAUUGUAGUUAGUUUUUAGUGUGAUGGCUUGUUCGAACCCUUUCUAUAGUUUUAAACCUUUGCCCACCUGUUUUGGAGGUUACAUCUUUGUUUGGUUCAUUACCAAACAAGACAUUUAUGUUAGAUAAUUUUAAACAUUUUUCCUUUCUCUA